AUGCCGAGCCCCAUUGUUGACGGGAUCCCGGUCCCAAAUGGAACUCACUCAUCCGAAUCAAACGAGAAGGUGACGACAGUCCCCAAUCCGGAAAACGACCAGCCGGCCCAGCCGGAGCAGUCGCAAAACCAAGACGCAACAAAUGGAGCCAAUGGUCAAGAGCGACCGCCAUUACCCGAUCGUGAUUUCGAGUCAAGCAUCUCUACUAGCAAUGCUGAUUUUGAUGAUAUGAUGCACUCAAACAAUGAAACGCCCAAUGAAAAGUCCAAUGGAACUACCAAUGGAGACUCCGAUAGUACUGCAAAGAGCUAUGCUGCUGUUGCUGCCGAAGCAGAUGAGAAGGAUGGAGAAGACCAAGAUACUAACGGUCUUGAAAAGAGCUAUGCCGAUGUUGUUGCCGACAGGGACGCGAAUGACAGCAAAGAUGAUGAUGGGUGGUCUUACCCCAAGCUACCCAUCACCGCUCAAUUUGAUGACCCCAAGGCUGUAAGCUUGCGCGCGGGAGGCAUCCGUUUCGCGCCUCUACGUGUGCCCAUGAAGCGACGACUACAAACUGCAGCAGUCCUGUUUCAUUGCAUGUCUAUCGCCACAUUGGUCUCGGCCUUUUGGUUGAUAUGUGCUAACCCUCUCGCCUGGCCCAUCAUCAUUCCUUACCUGAUCCAUCUUGCUCUGUCGACUGCAGGAACAAAUGGAAACCUGACAUACCGUUCAGAAUGGGUCCGAAGCUUGAAGAUCUGGAAGCUCUUUACCGGAUACUUCCCCAUGAAAUUGCACAAGACGCAUGAACUGCCUACCGAUAGAAAGUACAUCUUUGGAUAUCAUCCUCAUGGCAUCAUCUCCCAUGGAGCCUUCGCGGCCUUUGGCACCAACGCUCUUGGAUUCCGCGAACUCUUCCCCGGCAUCACCAACACGCUACUUACUCUCGACUCCAACUUCCGCCUUCCCUUCUACCGUGACUAUAUCAUGCUCCUUGGUCUGCAGUCAGUUUCAAAGGAGUCAAUCUGGAAUCUCCUGUCCAAGGGCGGCCCCAAGAAUGACGGCAAGGGUCGCGCUGUUACUAUUGUUGUUGGAGGUGCCCGUGAGUCGCUUGAGGCUCAGCCAGGAAGCCUUCGUUUGAUCCUUAAGAGCCGCAAGGGCUUUGUCAAAAUGGCACUUCGCACUGGAGCCGACCUAGUCCCUGUGAUUGGGUUUGGCGAAAACGACCUAUAUGACCAGCUGAGCCCCAAGACACAUCCGAUUGUGCAUCGGAUCCAAAUGAUUUUACUCAAGGUCUUCAAGUUUACUGUACCAGCUCUUCACGGCCGAGGCGUGCUUAACUACGAUGUCGGCCUCAUGCCUUACCGACGUCCGGUCAACAUUGUCAUUGGACGACCACUCCGAGUUGAGAGAGCUCAUGGAUCGCAGCCAGCUCAAGAGGAUAUCGAUGAGCUGCAUGAGCGUUAUGUUCAAGAGAUUGAGAAAUUGUGGGAGACGUAUAAGGAUCAGUUUGCGACCAAUCGUAAGGCUGAUAUGGAGAUCUUUGCUUAA
Molecule: messenger RNA, 1527 nt
Organism: Fusarium sp. VM40
Lineage: Eukaryota; Fungi; Ascomycota; Sordariomycetes; Hypocreales; Nectriaceae
Source: the annotation of a GenBank genome assembly